AUGGUAGGUUAUAAAUACUUGUCUUUUAAAGUGAAUGAAUUGUGGAAUCUGUCAGUUAAGUGCAACAUUCUUGACCUAGGUUGUGAUUAUUUUUUGUUUAAGUUUGAAAAUCCAGCUGAUUAUAGGUUUGCUCUUCUUGAAGGCCCUUGGUUUAUUGGUGGACAUCAUCUUUCUAUUAGAAGAUGGACACCAAAUUUUAAACCUUCCGAAGAUUCAGUAAACACAACUGUUGUUUGGGCUAGAUUGCUCGAGUUACCUCUUGAGUACUUUGAUAAGGCUGUUCUUGAGAGAAUAGGUCAAAAAAUUGGUAGAUUGAUUAAAGUUGACAAUACCACUAAUAUGAUUUUAAGAGGAAAAUUUGCUAGGGUGUGUGUGGAGGUGUCCACUGAUGAACCAUUACUUCCUUUCAUUAAGAUAGGUUCUGUCAAACAAAAAAUAGAAUAUGAGGGAGUCAAUUUGAUUUGUUUCCACUGUGGAAAAAUGUCACAUAAAAAAGAGAAUUGUCCUUUGGUUACAGAUGCCAAUAAUGCUAAUAAUUCAGAUCAUGUUAUAAACAGUGCAAAAAUGACCAAUAAUGUUUUUAAACCUGCUCAUGUUACAGGUACUGUUAACUCUGCAAUUACAGAAGAAAGCUUUGGUCCGUGGAUGUUGGUAGAAAAGAAGAAGAAUAAAAUUAGAGUGGCUGGUGCUCGUGUGGCUAACCAGAAGGUGCAGGAUAACAGUAGAGGGGUGUCGAACAGAUUUGCUUCUCUUGAUGAGCAAAAUUCAUUUGACCAGACUGAUCUCAAUAUUGCUCAUCAAAGGUCAAUUAAUGCUUAG
Papaver somniferum (opium poppy) is the source of this 819-nucleotide messenger RNA. RefSeq lists its product as uncharacterized. The coding region runs from base 1 to 819 and encodes 272 amino acids. Lineage: Eukaryota; Viridiplantae; Streptophyta; Magnoliopsida; Ranunculales; Papaveraceae. The transcript has a single exon. The record is from RefSeq and is a predicted model, not a curated record. Gene Ontology annotation, molecular function: nucleic acid binding; zinc ion binding.